Messenger RNA from Akanthomyces muscarius, 2553 nucleotides. RefSeq lists its product as uncharacterized. Gene Ontology annotation, molecular function: mRNA binding. Bases 1 to 2553 code for a protein of 850 amino acids. The transcript is spliced from 3 exons. The record is from RefSeq and is a predicted model, not a curated record. Gene Ontology annotation, cellular component: cytosol. Lineage: Eukaryota; Fungi; Ascomycota; Sordariomycetes; Hypocreales; Cordycipitaceae.
AUGGCAACCUCAAGAAUAUUUGUCAAGGGCCUGCCGACCAGCCUCACGGAGGCUGACUUUCGGAAGCACUUUUCUGCGGGAAACCGCGAAGUCACAGAUGUCAAGCUCAUGGCACAGCGUCGCAUUGGCUACGUAGGCUACAAGUCACCAGAGGACGCCGAAAAGGCUGUCAAGUACUUCCACAAGACCUACAUUCGCAUGUCCAAGAUUGCGGUCGAGCCAGCAAGAGCAAUCUCAGAUCCUGUCUGGACCAGGGCAAAUGUCGCCACCCGAACCGCCGCACCGGAGAAGGGCAGCAGAGAGCUGCCGUCGCCUGUCGCCGCUGAAGAAGGUGGCUCCAAGAAGAGAAAGCGCGAGGACCUGGACCAGUCAGAUCCCAAGCUGCAAGAGUAUCUUAGGGUCAUGGGGAAAGGAAGGGAGAGCCUUGUUGCUGAUGAGACAGCUGUCGAAUCAAGCGGGGCCGCAGUGCGACAAGCUGGUUCGCUUGUGCCUGACGGGGAGAGCGAUGACGAGUACGUCGAGGUUCCCUCGAAGAAGGAGAAGCUCCGCAAGGUUGAUCAUGCGACGGGCGAGACCAGUGUUGCUCAAGUGACACCAGCGAGGGAGCCAACAUCUCGUAAAGACGAUGCGAGUGUCCCGGCCGACGGUGUGGCUGGGCCGUUGCCUGGUGCCCCAGCCCCAGAAUCUGUUGCGGCGAACCAAUCAGCUGAUGUGGCAAUGGCUGCGACAGAUGACGAUUGGCUGCGCUCUCGAACAAACAGACUUCUGGACUUGGUUGACCCAGAUGAUAUUUCCCAUGUCGCACCCAAAGCAAAGGCUGAUUGUGACAGCUCGGCUGUCCAAGAGGUCGGAAAUGACAAAGAGGCUCCGCAUUCCGAAGAAGACGGAACUCACGAUGGCCAAGACCUUCUCCCACCGCAAGGGCAGGACAAAGACUCAGCUGCAGAGGCUAUUUCGAGAACUUCUCGGCUGUUCGUACGAAAUCUUCCUUACUCCGCCACGGAAGAUGACCUGAGGGAGGAGUUUGAAAAGUUUGGAGGUGUAGAUGAAGUACACUUGCCAGUAAAUGCGCAAGGAACAGCCAAAGGUUUUGCGAUGAUGCUGUUUACAAAGCCAUCCGACGCGGUUGCUGCAUUCCAAGCGUUGGAUGGGGCAACGUUUCAGGGGCGUAUCAUCCACAUCAUUCCAGCGGACGCGAAAAGAGAGCACGGCGUGGACGACUUCUCCAUGUCUAGUCUCCCGCUGAAGAAACAAAACUUGAUUCGCAGAAAGAAGGAGGCGGCAUCCACCACUUUCAAUUGGAAUUCCCUUUACAUGAGCCAGGACGCCGUCAACGCCUCAGUGGCGGCUCGACUUGGUGUCUCAAAAUCAGAGGUGUUGGACCCGACAUCAGCCGAUGCAGCGGUCAAGCAAGCUAUCGCCGAAACGAGUGUGAUCCAAGAUACCAAGGCCUAUUUUGCCGCCAACGGGGUCGACUUGGAUGCUUUUAAGUCUCAGAAGCGGGGCGAUACGGCGAUACUGGUCAAGAACUUCCCAUACGGGACUACCAUGGAGGAACUCCGCAAAUUGUUUGAGGAGUUUGGCACAGUUCUCAGAGUUUUAAUGCCGCCGACGGGUACAAUCGCCAUUGUGCAAUUUGCACAGGCCAAUCAGGCAAAGUCGGCAUUUGGCAAGCUGGCAUAUCGACGGAUUAAGGACAGCGUCCUUUUUCUGGAGAAGGCGCCGAAAGAUCUGUUUACUAGCGAGGCGCCAGCAGUGCCGGUAGCCAAGGCCAACACCCAGCCAACCGGAACGACCAAAUUGAGCGUUAGCGACCUGUUGACAGGCGGGCGCGACAAGGCAGAAGAGGACGAAGUGGAGACGACAUCGCUGUUCAUCCGCAAUUUAAACUUUGCCACAACCACCAGUAGACUAGGUGAAGCUUUCAAACCUCUGGACGGGUUCGUCUCCGCCAGAGUCAAGACUAAGACGGACCCGAAGAAGCCGGGUCAAAUACUUAGCAUGGGCUUUGGAUUUGCCGAGUUUCGCACGAAAGAGCAGGCUCAGGCAGCGCUCAAGGCCAUGGACGGGCAGGCGCUGGACGGGCAUGCGCUGACAGUCAAGGCGUCGCACAAGGGCCAGGACGCUGCCGAGGAGCGAAGAAAGGAAGACAAGGCGAAGAAGGUGGCCGCUCAGCGAACCAAGAUUGUUAUCAAGAACUUGCCGUUCCAGGCAAGCAAGAAGGACAUUCGGACGCUAUUUGGCACCUAUGGUCAGCUAAGAUCCGUCCGCGUUCCAAAGAAGGCAGACUAUACCUCAAGAGGUUUUGCCUUUGCAGACUUUGUGACACCACGCGAAGCCGAAAACGCACUAAACGCUCUGCGGGACACUCAUCUGCUUGGGCGCCGCUUAGUGCUGGACUUUGCUGAGGCGGAGGCAGUCGAUGCCGAGGAGGAGAUUGAAAAGAUGCAGCGCAAGGUGGGAGGCCAGGUGAAUAAGAUGGCGCUUCAGCAACUUACAGGAGGGGGACGCAAAAAGGUGAAUAUUGGCAAUGAAGACGAAGACAUGGAAUAG